AUUCCCAGACCCCACUGCCAGCCCAUCCCCAUUGCCAGCCCAUCCCCACAGCCAGUGACCUCACUCCAGCCCCAGUCCUCUCCUUUGUGAAGGCCACAUCACCCAGAGCUCCCUGCUGUCCAUGUGAACGUGAGGCAAGAAGAAUCCAUCCCAUUCUGUUGUUGAUUCAAUAUCCCUGUAUAAUCCCCUCCAAUUUCCUCUCUUUUCUCUUGAGUGGUUGAAUGGUGACAUAAAAUCUCCCCACAUGAUGCUUGUCACUUAUAUUGGCAAAUAUUUAGUUUGUGCCCCAUUUUCUCCUCAUUUCUGAAAUACUGAUAUUGAAUUCUCAAAAAUCUUCCCAGUUUUCUCUUCAGGUGUCUGACUGAGACCAGGGCUCCUAUGGUACUGAGCAUGGCCCUGUUCUGCCAGGCGCUGCAGAGACCCCAGAGAUCCUCAGAAUUGUCUUUCACAGCAUGAAGAAGGAAAGAGAAUGGAAGGUGCUGAUCAUGGACCACCCCAGCACGCGUAUCCUCUCGUCGUGCUGCAAGAUGUCUGACAUCGUGGAUGAAGGCAUUACGCCCUGUCCUGAGCCUCUGUUCAAGGAGCUGAGGAAGUCACGGAUCACCAAGGCCAUCAAAACACUCAAAGAGCUCAACAUGGCCUUCCUGCCCUACGAGAGCCAGGGACCAACGAGGACUGAGAGGACAAGCAGGAGGAGGAGGAGGAAUGUGUGGAUGUGGCUACAGAGGAGGCUGCUGUCAACAUCAUCCAAAAGUAGCUGCAGUGCAGAGAAAAGGUGCAGGAAGAGGCCCAGCAGCUCAUGUUCCUUCACGCCAUCCACCCCACAUGUCUCGCUGCACAGAGAAUAGGCAGGACACACUGGAGCCGCACUGGUGCCCUAAUAUGAAAUGAACUGGUUGAGUCUGCUCCAGUUCUCUCGUCUGUAAUCAGGAGGCUAAAAUGAAUGAGGGAUGGUUUUAUGAUUACAACAUGGCCAGGGCCGGCUCCAGCUUUUCUGUUGUCCCAAUCUGCAAAAAAAGAAAAAGAAAAA
This is a messenger RNA of Gopherus evgoodei (Goodes thornscrub tortoise), 1030 nucleotides long. Its product is annotated as syntaxin-binding protein 2-like. NCBI's taxonomy places the organism in Eukaryota, Metazoa, Chordata, Testudines, Testudinidae. The record is from RefSeq and is a predicted model, not a curated record. The transcript has 6 exons. Gene Ontology annotation, biological process: vesicle-mediated transport. The coding region runs from base 453 to 848 and encodes 131 amino acids.